Molecule: messenger RNA, 947 nt
Organism: Neopsephotus bourkii (Bourke's parrot)
Lineage: Eukaryota; Metazoa; Chordata; Aves; Psittaciformes; Psittacidae
Gene: AIRIM
Product: AFG2 interacting ribosome maturation factor
Exons: 4
Coding region: 1-633 (210 amino acids)
Cellular component (GO): cytoplasm; nucleus
Source: RefSeq, a predicted model, not a curated record
AUGGCGGCGGCACUGUCGGCAAUGGCGGCGGCGCUAGGGGCGUGCGAGGCGGCCGUGGCCCGGCAGGACGCGGCCUGGCGGGAGGCCCUGGCCCGGUGCGCGGCGCCGCUGGGCUCGCUGGCCGGGCUGGCGGCGCAGAUGCGGGCGGCAAAGCGGCUGCCGUGGGGCGCCUCCCCGCUCGGUGCCUUCGGGGACUUGCCGGAGCGGCUGUGGCGGAAGCAGCGCGGCGCGGCCGAGGCCCUGCUGGAGCAGCUCAGCAGCCGAAGGACGGAGCUGCGGGCCGUGCGGGACGCGGUGGGGGCCGCUGUGGCCGCCGUGCUGCGGCUGUACGAGGAGCGGGCGGCGGAGCUGGGCCUGGAGUUGGCCCUGCGGAGGGGGCCGCGCUGCCCAUCGCUGGCCGACGCGCUGGAGGGGCUGCAGGACGUGGAGCGCCACUACCGGCACCUGUACCUGGAGAUCCAGCUUUUCCUCCUCCACAUCAGCUGUGACAGCCUGGCAGACAUGGAGACCCUCCCGCAGUCCUGGGAGAAGAUUCUGGAGCGCUACAAGGGAGAUGUUGUUCAAGAUACUCUUCUGAAGGUCUCCCUGUUUGUGGACAACCAGCGAGAGCUGUGCAGCUCAGCAGGCUCCUGACAGAGAACAGGAGGGGCUGAUGUGGACCAGCUUCUGUGACAGUCUGGUGUGCUCCAAGAUGGCCUCGAAGAGGAGGAGGAUGAACUGAGGAAGCUUCACUGGUGCUUUUUGAAGGCUGAAUGAGCUGAGGACUUGGCCUGAGCAGGAGAUGCUUGGGCUGUUCUGUUUUCUAGUGGAAAUGGACUUGAUAUCUGCCAGUAAAUGGGCGUAACAUAAUGUUCUGAUAGCAUAUAAGAAAGAUGUUUAGGUGCUGCCCUUACAAAUAAAUAAGGUGUCAAAUCAGGGCUUAAACCCUCUUUGUACCUUGUGCUUCU